UGGGUAGUGAUUAUCUUUGUUAGUUAGCCUAUUUCUCCCUCUCAUCUACUAAGACAGGUCCGGAGAUCUCUCAGUGCUGUACCACUAGGUCUCUGUUAAUUUUUAUCAGCCUUUCGAGGAGUAGGGCCUAACACUCACCCUUCUUUUUUCGUAAAGUUUCAUGUAUUUUAGCUAAAUUCCUGUAUUUUCUCACUAAAAUUUUGUGGGUUGUUUACUAGAAACUUCCGGUUUUCGGGUAAAUUAAAAAAAAUAGAACCCGUACACGACAACUUCGUAUCCGUACCCAAUCUUCGAGUCGGGUACGGGUCAGGUUGCACAUCUCUACUCUCUCUCUCUCUUCGCAAAACUGAAGAAUAUUAUUAUCUUUUCAGAUUUUUAAUUCGAAUUUUCGUUAAUGUGUACUACAAACAGAUGUAUAUUUCAGAAUAACCUAAGAUGAAAGAAGCCAAUGGAUCAGAGUGAAUUUUCAUUUCGUGGUAAAUUAUUGUAUAUUACACCAACUGAGCUAUGAUGAUUGUCGUGGUCUGAAAUUUUUAUUCGGUCAAGAUAUACCACGUUAUUUACUUGAUGAUCCAUCAAUUAUUGGUACAUUAGAUGUUUUUCAAAUUCUGAUUGAUCGCGCAAAAAUCUCACAAAAAGAUUUUACAUAUCCGAUUAAAGCAUUUGAGGUUAUAAAACGUUUUGAUGCAGCUGAUUAUUUAAAAGGUAGUAGUAGCUCUAUAGAAAUUGCAAUUUAUAGUCGUACAUGGUUUUUCUGUUUUCUUUUAAAUAGAACAUGCCUAUUCACAUAG
Didymodactylos carnosus is the source of this 791-nucleotide messenger RNA. The record is from the annotation of a GenBank genome assembly. Lineage: Eukaryota; Metazoa; Rotifera; Eurotatoria; Philodinida; Philodinidae.